Echinops telfairi (small Madagascar hedgehog) is the source of this 1216-nucleotide messenger RNA. RefSeq names its product ubiquitin conjugating enzyme E2 J2 (gene UBE2J2). Bases 76 to 855 code for a protein of 259 amino acids. The record is from RefSeq and is a predicted model, not a curated record. NCBI's taxonomy places the organism in Eukaryota, Metazoa, Chordata, Mammalia, Afrosoricida, Tenrecidae. The transcript is spliced from 6 exons.
GGCCCAGGGCCCCUAAAACUGGUGUUGGGGAGGGGGAGCUGUGCUCCUUGUCACCUGUGCACUUGUUCUUCAUAGAUGAGCAGCAACAGCAGCAAGAGAGCUCCCACGACGGCCACCCAGAGACUAAAGCAGGACUACCUUCGGAUCAAGAAGGACCCAGUGCCUUACAUCUGCGCUGAGCCCCUCCCUUCCAACAUCCUCGAAUGGCACUAUGUUGUCCGAGGCCCCGAGAUGACUCCGUAUGAGGGGGGCUACUAUCAUGGAAAACUGAUCUUCCCUCGCGAGUUUCCCUUUAAGCCUCCUAGUAUUUAUAUGAUCACCCCCAAUGGAAGGUUUAAGUGCAACACAAGGCUCUGUCUCUCCAUCACGGACUUCCACCCUGACACAUGGAACCCGGCAUGGUCUGUCUCCACCAUCCUCACCGGGCUCCUCAGCUUCAUGGUGGAGAAGGGCCCCACGCUGGGCAGCAUUGAGACCUCCGACUUCACGAAAAGACAACUGGCUACGCAGAGCCUAGUGUUCAACCUCAAAGACAAAGUCUUCUGUGAACUGUUUCCCGAUGUUGUGGAGGAAAUUAAGCAGAAGCAAAAAGCCCAGGACGAGCUCAGCAGCAGGCCCCCAACCCUGCCCCUGCCGGACGUGGUUCCAGAUGGUGAGGCUCACCUUGGCCAGCUUGGGGCCCCACUACUCAAUGGGCAUGCACCAGCAGCUGGACCAAACCCCCCCGGUCUGCAGCAGGCCAACCGCCAUCACGGACUCCUGGGAGGUGCACUGGCGAACUUAUUUGUCAUCGUGGGGUUUGCUGCCUUUGCCUACACAGUCAAGUACGUGCUGCGGAGCAUAGCGCAGGAGUGACGACAGCGGCGUCCCGGACGGCCAGGCCGGGAGCAGACUGCAGCAGGGCCACGCGGCAGGCAAGACGUGCAGCUGGGCGCCGGGCCUCACCUGGAUCCCAUGUUUAGCUCUUUACAACCAGGAAAAAGGACAAAAGCGUAGGUGGCUGGAGGAAGCCGAGUGAGCCAGCGGAGCCCUCUUCUCCCAGCGGGAUCCGACCUCGGAGCUGCUUGGGAGGCCCCUCACUUGCGCUGUUCCUCCACAGGGGCCGUCACGCUUUGAUUUUUAUAGCACAUUUCCUGUUUUGUCUUUGGACUUGUUUUAGUAAACAUGUUUUUCAUUUUAUUAGAUUUGGUCACUUAAAAAUACAAAUCUAAAAGUC